AUGAGUACCUUAGGGCCAUCUUCAAUUUUUCAAGUAUGGUUCAAUUUACAUAAACUUGUGAAUAACACUGAAUCAGGGGAACUCGCUCAUGACUGGGCCGAAAUGAUCCAGGAGUGCCUUAUCAACAUCCUCACGUGCCUCUCUUUGAAGGACCGAUGGCUAGGAGCCAUGCGUGUGUGCAAGGCAAGGCUGCAGGCAUGCAAAGUUCCGCACCUCCACUCAGUGUUUGACCUCGAGACUAAAUUCGACUCGGCCACUGAGUUUUCCCUAUUUUGGACCCCCAAGUUCGAGAGCAAGAUUGAUAACAUGAUAAUAUCAGUCGUUCUACACCAGUAUGUUUUGGAAGUCACUUGUCAGUUGCCAAAAAAGGAUAAAGAUCUGGGGCUGUACUUCCGUUUUAGGGGUUCUGGGUCUGUCAGGUUGGGGCAUGACAAACCUCACACCAAUCCAGUAAUGGUGUUCUUUUGA
Fraxinus pennsylvanica is the source of this 468-nucleotide messenger RNA. The record is from the annotation of a GenBank genome assembly. Lineage: Eukaryota; Viridiplantae; Streptophyta; Magnoliopsida; Lamiales; Oleaceae.